Messenger RNA from Xiphias gladius (swordfish), 3440 nucleotides. RefSeq names its product protein-tyrosine kinase 2-beta-like. Gene Ontology annotation, biological process: signal complex assembly; protein phosphorylation. NCBI's taxonomy places the organism in Eukaryota, Metazoa, Chordata, Actinopteri, Istiophoriformes, Xiphiidae. The coding region runs from base 564 to 3440 and encodes 958 amino acids. The record is from RefSeq and is a predicted model, not a curated record. The transcript is spliced from 29 exons. Gene Ontology annotation, molecular function: ATP binding; protein tyrosine kinase activity. Gene Ontology annotation, cellular component: focal adhesion; cytoskeleton.
ACAUGGUGGUUUCAUCAGUCCUGUAAGUUUUUCUGUUUGCUGCUGUUCAGCUUCCUUAUUUGCCUGUAAAGUACCAUUUCCUCUUCUGCAUACUGAUGUCGUUCUUCUUCAGGACGUAGCUUCAGAUAAAUCUGCUCUGUUAGCCCUUCGAAGAAGACCAUAAAGAUGCAAAUCUUUAGGAAGUAAUGUGAGUGCAGUUUGUCGCUGGUGCUGACUUGUCUUCAGUUAUUGAGACUGACAGUACAUUUCUCGUGCCGUGCCGUGGAGCAUGUGCAAGACUGCUGAGUACAGAGGGAUCGUAGCAGAAGUCGAAUCAUUUACUGACGUAUGGAUGUUCUUCAAAUUCUUCAAAUCUAAGGAAGAACGAUUGUGUUGUGAUUGUUGGGUCCAAUUCCUGUCUGUCUCCAGCUUCAAUGCGGCCCUUAACGUACGUGACUGUCGGUGUAUGAGAGAGUGAAAUGUUGCUUGUAGACGUGACAGCAAUGUAUGUCUCCGUGUAGUAGCAUACACACUGCGUGUGUUUGUUUGGGCGCGUGUGUGUGUUGUGAGCGCCUGCGUGUGUGAUGUCGGGAGACACCAGCACCCUGUCCUGGAGGAGCAUGUCUCCCACCACCCGGUCAGAUUCCUUGGAUGCGUCUCCCACGGCAACUGUCACCAGGGACAACAUCUUCCCAGUGAAGAUCAUCAAAGUGUGUUUCCUUAGCAACAGCUCCAACCUGGGCAAGAACUUCAAACUGGUUCGCUGUGAGGAGGGCUGGACUGUCAGGGCUAUCAUCGAUGUGGUGCUGUCCAGCGGCUGUGUGGGUCCAGACAUAAAACACAGCCUCUGCUACGGCCUCCUCCUCAAACACCUCAAGUCCUCAGCGAUACACUGGCUGCACCCAGACCUGACAGUGUCUGAACUCACCCACCGCUAUGAACAGCAGCACCUAGAGGCUGAGUGGAGAUACGACCUGAGGAUCAGAUACAUCCCGUCAGACUUCAUGGAGAAAUUCAAAGACGACAGAACCUCUAUGCUCUACUUUUACAAGCAGGUACGAAGUGACUACAUGCAGCAGUAUGCCUCAAAAGUCAGUGAUGGGAUGGCACUACAGCUUGGUUGUCUGGAGAUUAGGAGAUUCUACAAAGACAUGAAUCCAAAUGGACUGGAGAAAAAGUCCAACUUGGAACUAUUAGAGAAGGACGUGGGGCUGGACCUGUUCUUUCCCAGAGAGCUGAUUGAUAGCAUGAAGCCCAAGCAGUUGCGUCGGCUGAUCCAGCAGACGUUUCAGGGCUACUCGACCCUGAAGCAGGACCAGGCCAUGGACAGGUUCUUCACCACUGUGGCUCAGUGCUACAGCUACACACAGGAGAGCUUCGCCUGCCAGCUGGUGCACGGCUGGAGUCUAACAAUAGACCUGGUCAUCGGCCCGGAAGGCAUCAGUCAGCAUACUGAGAACUCAACCCCCAUCUGUCUGGCUGCGUUCUCUCAGGUGCGCAGUAUCUCCUGCUCCGCAGGGAGUGACGGUCGGGCUCUGCUCACUGUGCACAUAGAGGGAGAAAAGCAGCCGCUGGCAGUGAACACCUCCUCCCUGGCUGUGGCGGAGAACAUGGCCGACCUGAUUGACGGCUACUGUCGACUGGGCGGCAUCUCCGAGAGCUCGCUCAUUAUCAGACCCAGCAAAGGGAGAGACACAAGACUGAAACUUCCUGACAUCCCCAAACAUGGUGGUCCCAGUGGUCCUGAUAGAGGUUUGAGCUCUGAUAUUUAUGCUGAGAUUCCAGACGGCACAGCAGACUCUGGGGACAAACACAGGAUAUCCAGAAAUGACGUUGUUGUGGGUCGGAUCUUAGGUGAGGGAUUCUUCGGAGAGGUUCAUGAUGGAGUGUAUAAAAGCCCAACAGGGGAGAGGAUCCGUGUGGCUAUCAAAACAUGUAAGGACUGUUCAGCUGACGUAAAGGAGAAAUUUCUCAGUGAAGCUGGCUUGAUGAAAAAUCUUUAUCAUCCCCACAUUGUGCGUCUCAUCGGAGUCAUUGAGGUCGAUCCUGUCUGGAUUGUCAUGGAGCUGUAUGAACAUGGAGAGCUGGGGAGCUAUCUCGUGGAGGAGCAGUACAUCGUGACCGGACCAACGUUAAUCCUGUACUGUCUGCAAAUCUGCAAAGCCUUGGCUUACCUGGAGGGACUCAACAUGGUGCACAGAGAUAUAGCGGUGAGAAAUGUCUUGGUGGCGUCGCCUGAGUGUGUCAAGCUCGGCGACUUUGGCCUGUCUCGCUACAUUGACGAACAUGAGUAUUAUAAAGCCUCGGUGAGUCGAUUACCCAUCAAAUGGAUGGCACCUGAAUCCAUCAACUUCAGACGCUUCACCACAGCCAGUGAUGUCUGGAUGUUUGGUGUGUGUGUGUGGGAGAUCUUCUCAAUGGCCCAGCAGCCGUUCUUCUGGCUGGAGAACGGGCAGGUGAUCAACCAGCUGGAGUCUGGAGUUCGCCUCCCCAAACCGCAGCGCUGUCCGCCCACCGUCUACUCCCUGCUCGCCCGCUGCUGGGCCUACGAGCCGGACGCCCGGCCCAGCUUCAGCCAGCUCGUCUGCUCCUUCAGUGAGAUCCACAGGAUGGAGAUGGAGCAGGAGCAGGAUGUGAAGCCAGACUGGUCACGCCCCAUCCUACAAGCCUUUAACUCCAACCACACAGACCCUCCACCUAAGCCAUCCAGAGCACAAGGCGGCACCCUUUACCGGACCACACACACACAGGCAACAGAGAGGGACAGCAGGCCAGUGUGGGAGAAGGAGAGAGCGCAAGUGGAGAACACGUUACAAAGACAGAGAAGAGAGAUGCUGAUGGAUAAACAGUGGCUGGAGCAGGAGGAAAAACAACUGGAUCCUGUCGUCCGACUGGAUUCGCAAUUCAAGCCUCCUGAAAAAAGCCCAGAAAACGGUCCUCCAGAUAAGCCCCCAACGCCUCCUCCAGUCGCACAGCCUCGUCCCACGGCCGAGCUGGACCGAUCGGGGGAUCAGGUGUACACCGGCGUCAUGCUGAUGGUGAAGCAGGUGGUCCAGCUGAAGAACGACGUCGGCCACCUGCCCGCCGCCGAGUACCCCAACGCUGUCAAGACGGUGGGCGUCACUCUCCGCGGCCUGAUUCGCAGCGUUGAUGAGAUCCUGCCCUCGCUGCACAGCUCUGUCACCGCCGAGAUCGAGGGCACCAAGAAGCUGCUGAACAAGGACCUGGGGGAGCUGAUCGGCAAGAUGCGCCUGGCCCAGCAGAACCUCGUGACGACCCUGAGGGAGGAGUGCCAGCGGCAGAUGCUGGCGGCCGCGCACACCCUCGCGCUCGACUCCAAAAAUCUGCUGGACGCCGUGGACCAGGCUCGGGUCAGGGCCAACCUGGCCAAGCCCAGCACCGACGCGCAGGGCGCGGGGGGAGGAGGGGGAGGAGGGGAGAGCGCCGCAGGGCACCCCUGA